UUAGGCAUAAUUUCUUGAAACUUCUGUAAAACCUAGUCUAUCCUCCACCCGUAAUUACAUUCAUCGAUCUCUGUUGUCCCUUCCGUCGAUCUAAUUACUUGUCAAUUUCUUUGAUCUUUGUUGCAAGAAUGGCAACAGAAACUCCUCCUGGUCGAUGUGCCACAAUGGCAACAGAAACUCCUCCAAUGGCAAUAGAAACUCCUGCCGAUCUAUGUGCCACAAUGGCAACAGAAACUCCUCCAAUGGCAACAGAAACUCGUGCCACAAUGGCAACAGAAACUCCUCCAAUGGCAAUAGAAACUCUUCCUGGUAGAUGUGCCACAAUGGCAACAAAAACUUCUCCUAGUCGAUGUGCUUUCGUAUUCAUCGUUAUGGCGAGUACCGUUCCAAUCCUUGUCAUGGGAUACUUCCUCAUAAGCACUCUGUUGAUGUUACGAAGGGGUGAUCCCAAAUGCGAAAAUCCGCGUCUGGACUGGGAUUUGUGGCUUGACGCCUUCCUUCUCCUUCUUUUCCUCGUGGGAUCAAUCGGGGUUCUAUUUAAGAUGCAAGCCGUCCAAGUAACUUGCAUCAUAUUGUUGAUUCUUACUAGCAUUUUGAUCCUUGUGAUCGGUUGGGGUAUCGAUCUCGGUGGGACCUUUGCUAAAGAUACGAAGAGGAUUGACGACGCCUAUCGUCUUGAGACCUAUGGACCCUUGGCCAAAAAGUUUCUGUUGAAGGACCGCGGCUGGAGUACCUUUCGAAACUGUCUUAUUGAAAGGAAAAUUUGUGACAAGCUUGACAAGAGGGAUUUUGUGCAGGGGGGUUGCUGUAUGCCACCUUCGUAUUGCGGUUACGAACAAAAGAACCAAACGUGGGUGAUCCCCCAGACGGGUCGCUACGUGAAUGAUGUCAACUGUGUCCGUUGGGAUAGCGACGAAAGAAAGCUAUGUUACGAUUGCGAAACAUGCCAAGCAGUGUACAUCUACACCAGUUAUGACAAUUGGACCUUUCGCGGAUUGGGACCAUGUCUCGGUGCCCUGGUCUUGAUCGCAUGCUUUUUCUUUUCUUUCCCAGAUGAGUUUGGGGGGAACAAUCGAUCAGGAGGACGCGCCAAUAAUAAUCGAUCAGGAGGAUGCGCCGAUAAUAAUCAAUCUGGAGGACGUGCUGAUAGUAAUCGAUCUGUUUAAUGUAAGAGCAUAUGAUAUGCAUUACUAAUACUAAUACGACACAACCUUGACAAUAAAAGGAAGAAGUUGUAGUACUGGUACAAUGCCCUUCACAAUAACAAUACUCGUUUCUUCUUAAUUUAUCUUAAUAUCUCGGGUGUCGGGGUCUAUUUAUGCACGUUUCGAUCGAGGGACAAUGUAAUGUAAUGACUAAUAGAUUAUUACUAAUUAAUAACCACAGUGAAAUUGAUGUGGAGAAGAAUGG
Rhododendron vialii is the source of this 1410-nucleotide messenger RNA. RefSeq names its product tetraspanin-8-like. The coding region runs from base 129 to 1166 and encodes 345 amino acids. The transcript has 2 exons. Gene Ontology annotation, biological process: auxin-activated signaling pathway. Gene Ontology annotation, cellular component: plasma membrane; plasmodesma. NCBI's taxonomy places the organism in Eukaryota, Viridiplantae, Streptophyta, Magnoliopsida, Ericales, Ericaceae. The record is from RefSeq and is a predicted model, not a curated record.